GAUGUGCUUUGUGAACGCGCUUUGCCUGCCCGUGCGAUCGCAUUUUGUUCAUGUGUGUGGAGUCGCAUCAGCACCCUACUCGCUAUUUUGUGUGUUUCCCAGAAGAUUGUGGCGAAUUUGCGCUGGAUAGGCAGUUUAAACUUUGAAAAUGAAGUUAGUGGACAAUGUUAUUCGAAGUUUUAAAGUUGCGAAGGUGUUCCGGGAGAACACCGACAAGAUCAACAGCAUUGACUUUUCGCCUAGCGGAGAAACAUUGAUUUCCUGCAGUGAGGAUGACCAAAUUGUCAUUUACGAUUGCGAGAAAGGAACUCAGAUGCGAACUGUAAACAGCAAAAAGUAUGGAGUAGAUUUAAUUCACUUCACACAUGCCAAAAAUACGGCCAUUCAUAGCUCUACGAAAGUGGACGACUCCAUCCGAUAUCUGUCCCUCCAUGACAACAAAUACAUUAGAUACUUCCCAGGCCACACCAAGAAAGUUGUCACAUUGUGUAUUUCUCCUGUCGAAGACACUUUCCUGUCGGGGUCCGUCGACAAAACACUUCGACUGUGGGACCUUCGCUCCCCAAACUGUCAAGGUUUAAUGCAUCUAGCUGGUCGACCUGUAGCUGCAUAUGACCCAGAGGGCCUGAUCUUCGCAGCAGGAGUCAACUCUGAGAGCAUAAAAUUGUAUGACUUACGGUCUUUUGAUAAAGGCCCCUUUGUCACUUUCAAAUUAACUCAGGAAAGGGAAUGUGACUGGACAGGCUUGAAAUUCAGCAGAGAUGGCAAAACAAUUCUUAUAUCCACCAACGGUUCCAUCAUCAGGUUAAUCGACGCUUUCCAUGGCACACCCCUCCAAACCUUUACUGGUCAUUUAAACAACAAAGGUAUUCCUAUUGAAGCAUCAUAUAGCCCUGAUUCUCAGUUUAUCUUCAGUGGAUCAACUGACGGAAGAGUUCAUGUAUGGAAUGCUGGUACAGGUUAUAAAGUAUGUGUUCUUGCGGCUGAUCACACUGCUCCUGUGCAAUGUGUCCAGUUCAAUCCCAAAUACAUGAUGCUCGCAUCUGCCUGCACAAACAUGGCAUUUUGGCUUCCUACUGUGGAUGAAAGCUAGUCUCCAUGUAGAAAUUGCAAUUGCCCCAUUGUCUUAGUCAUUCAUGCCCUGAGAUUUCCACUUUUUGUUAUGUACAUUUUCCUGGUUUGGAAGAUUUUAAAUCUUGACUUGCAUUUUCAUUUUAUAAUUUCUGCUAUUAUAAGAAAUUACCGUUGUCUUGAUGCAUUGACCAUUUGAUAUGAUCAUCUCAUCAUAUUAUGUAAAUUAUAAAAUCAAAUGUAUACUUUCUCAAUUAAUUUCUGAUUGGAAUUAUAUUUUGUGGGUUCAUGUCCACAGGAAAAGUGAACUAUAUGUAUAGAUGUAUUUAUGACUGGCAUAGACUGGCAGAAUAUCUUCAACCUCUCUCAGAGCUAACUAUCAUAUUUAAAAAUUGAUGGUAAGAACUACAGCACAAUUUUGAAGGAUGACACUAGCAGAAGUUACGCUUUGGACUGUUGGAUUAAAAUGGUAGUUUGAUUAUGGUUUUCUCUGUCUUCCAUGAUUGUAUGUUUUUCAAAGUUAACUGCAAUAUGUUGCCCCUUUUUUUCUCCACCAUUCUGAGCCAUAGUGCAAGUUUCAACCUGAAUCUUUUUGGCUAAAUAUUUCUACCCUGUUAAUUUCUUGAUAUUUUUUCUGAACAUUGCUGAAUGUUUAUUAUGAGUCAUUUUGUUAUGAUCCUCAGUCAACACCAGUUUAAUUUUAGAAAUUACUUUUAACCAUCAUUGGUUUGUUAGAUACAUUAUUGUGUAAAUCUAACAUAGAGAGGGGCCGCAAGCUAUUCAUUAAUUCAACUUGUGAUUAUAAUUUGUAAUGUAGCUUUUGUUAAGUGCUAUGUAUAUAUCUUUUCUUGGAAUCAAUGAAAUGGAUGGAGUUCUGUUGGGAUUUAAUGGUCUUAAAAAGGCUAAUGUGAUGCAAAACUUGAUUAGCAGUGUAUAUCUUAUAGGUGCAAAUUUCAAACUAGUUUGAAAGCCCAGUUUAUAUAGGUAUUUGGAUGGGUGCUCCCAAGCGAUGUGCUAAUCAGAUGAAUUCAGAGAAAUAUAGUCUCCAUGCAGAUCUCACGAUUCAGAACUUUGGGUGCACACAUUUCCCUCCAACUUCCCUUGUAUCAAUUUAAUGCCCUCUUGGUUGUUCUGUAGAAAUUCUGUUUUGAUUACCAAGUAAUUAUAUGGUCUCUACUCUAGCCUAGCUGAAUCAUGUAUGUGAUAGAUAUUGUAAUGUAACAUGUGUAGGUAUAGUUUGUAACAGUUGGCCCUUGCAGCCCAAAUAAAUUAGUUCGUAAGAAGAUUGGUUGUAGGUAAUUCAUAUAGUUACCUAGUGAAUAUUAGUAAUCAAAAAGACUGCCGUGACUUAGUUAAUCUUUCUUUUAUGACCUUUUUAUGACCCUAUGGAAUUGGUUUUGCUUAUGUCAUGUUUGUGCUAUCAAAGCUUACACCUGUUUGGGCUAUGUUAGUUGGAUAAAUUUGAUGUGCUGUGUAUGCUUUGGUGUGUCAAAGUAUCUUUGUAUUUUGUUAUAGAUGUCUCCCUUUUUCAUCUCGUUGUGUGAUGCUUGUUCUAAAGCUGAUUCAGUGAGACUAUUUAUUUGUACAUACUGUAAUCUUUUUAGAGUAUGUUUGAUUUCUUUGCUGGUCACGUAACAAGAUUGUUAAAUUUUAUUUAUAUCAUUCUGUGCAUGAUUGAUUUUGUGUUUCUCUGGUUAACCCGGACAACACCAAAGUUGCACAUUUGCACCAGGAGGUGCUCUAAAAAAAGAUUGGUACAAAUACCCCCAUCUGGGGUUUGAUAAUGCUAAUUUCUAGGUGUGUAUGUGUAUGUGAAAGAGUGUGUCUGUAUGUCUGUGUGAAUGUAAAGAAGUGUGAGAAAAUGAGAUACAACUUUUAACUUUUUUUUCUUUCUUUUUUUUUAUAUUGAAUGUAAAAUGCUUUUGAGAUUUCUUUUUUGAUUUAACCAAAAUCUCAUUGGCGAAGAAGCAAGAAAUUUAUUUGACCUUAACUUCUGAUGGAGACAUAAUUUUUAUAUUUUCCCCCUUAUAAGUCAUCUAUUGUUUCUUUGUAUAGAGCUACUAGAAACUGGGAAAAGUCCUAUUACGUAAAAAUGUCUUCAUCGUUUGAGUUCUAGAAUGACAGUGUUGCAAUAUCAUACAUCAUUGUCUUUGGCAUUGCUGCAUUUACCUACGGUUUAAGUCAGCUUUCGGGUUUGAACUUGACCAGAUCUCAUGAUUUGUAAAAUGUCAAUCUAUUGAGUUCUUUAUCUAUAGACAGCUUAGUGUUUAACACAAUGCUUCUAUGCCCAAAGAUGAUGAAAUGUCUUUCUUGUUGUCCUGAUGAACUAAGUCCUGUGAUGUUUACUUGUAGUCUCCAUCAUAAUGUGUUAAUAAAAUUUACUUUAAAUAUG
Molecule: messenger RNA, 3463 nt
Organism: Frankliniella occidentalis (western flower thrips)
Lineage: Eukaryota; Metazoa; Arthropoda; Insecta; Thysanoptera; Thripidae
Gene: Wdr82
Product: WD repeat-containing protein 82
Exons: 1
Coding region: 149-1093 (314 amino acids)
Cellular component (GO): Set1C/COMPASS complex
Molecular function (GO): chromatin binding; protein binding
Source: RefSeq, a predicted model, not a curated record